ACGCGGAUCAGGGGUCACGCCCACGCUCUAACACGCGGCGGUCGCGAAGAGAACGCUGCGACCAUUCCUCUUUUCUUCCUCCCUCGCUUCCGGUCUCCCUUCCCUGUUCCUCGGUGGACGCGAGGGAGCGGGAGGUUGGUCCGUAGGCAGGGUUAGAUCCUCGCGGCGCUCGAUUCCGACGGUGGCGGGCGAAGAUGUUGGACAUACAGAAGCGGCGCGUGCGGCUGCUGCUCCUCAUCACGGGCGUCGUUGCGCUCAGCAUGACCGCUGAGAAGUUCAGGGAACUUGUUGGAAAGGAGGCUGCAUCAAAGAGUGGUCAAUUCACAUUCAUGAACUGCUUUGACAUGGGCUCUGGCAGCCUUGCAUGCACAGCAAAGGAGGGUGUCAAGUUGUACGUCAACAACAUCCGAAGUGCACACUUGGAAAUGGUGCGGCAGCGAGCCAUGGAGAAAGCUUUAGCCGAUGCUGUGACACAAGGCCUAACACCUGGUGAAGCAGCCAAACAAGCUCAGAAGGUUAGUGCAAAAGCAACAAAAGUUGCUGCUCGUCAAGCCAAUAGGAUAUUGGGGCCAAUAAUUUCUUGUGGUUGGGACUUCUUCGAAGCAAUGUACUUUGGCGGAAGCAUGACAGAAGGUUUUCUCCGGGGCACUGGCACCUUGUUUGGAACUUAUGUGGGUGGUUUCCAUGGUGAGGAGCGGUUUGGGAAGCUCGGAUAUCUUGCAGGAAGCCAAAUAGGGAGCUGGGGUGGAGGAAGAAUUGGAUUGAUGAUUUAUGAUAUCAUAAGCGGCCUGAAAUAUAUGUUUCUGUCUAUCCAACCUGAGUAUGAAUCAUCUUCAUAUGCCUCAGAAUAUGGUUCAGAAUACACAGAAAUUUAUACAAACCGAGAGGAGUCAACAUACUAUGAAACAUCAGAGGAAAAGCAGGAAGAAUCAAAAUGGUUUGGUUUGUUCUGAAACUGCUAACUGAAGUGUUCUGUCUCAUACUCAGGGGCGAAGCUAGAGUGUUGCACCCCCCAAAAAUAGUGAAAACCGUGGUUUUCACUAAAAUUUCACCAUAUAUGUACCCAAAAGGCAUGUGUACUCCUCACUAAUUUGCUCUAGCUUUGCCAAGCACGGAAACAGUUAGCCUGUUUUGUUAUACAUGUCUGAAUGUUUAGCUUCAUUUUGUUUGGUUACGUAGAUUUGGUAUGAUUCUUCUUUGUAAUUCUUGGUUUGGCUACUGUGUAUAUAGAAACAUAUGGACCAACUCUUGAGGUUGUGCAGAAUGCAGUACAAAUAGCAGCAAU
Molecule: messenger RNA, 1285 nt
Organism: Sorghum bicolor (sorghum)
Lineage: Eukaryota; Viridiplantae; Streptophyta; Magnoliopsida; Poales; Poaceae
Exons: 2
Coding region: 195-953 (252 amino acids)
Source: RefSeq, a predicted model, not a curated record